AUGGCGCCAGAACACGGUGCAGCCGCUCACCAGCAGCCCCUCCCGGGCAACGACAAACGCACUUCUCGUGUCACUCAGCCCACCGCCACGACGCGCUCUCUUCCCACACCGUCCCAGCAACGUAUGGCGGAGAUGGAGGAGAGUGAUUAUGCCAUGUGUUGUUCCCAUCUCGCGGUUCCAGUCGCAAUUCUGUUGAACCUAUUCCAACCUAUGAUGUUCUAUGCUUUCAACGCCCAUUCCCUCCUCACUGCGGUACCUACCUGCACCAGCAUCAGAGAAGAGGAUGACUCCUACAUCUUUAAAGUUCAAGGCCUUUCGGACAUGAUGCGCGGCGACGAGGCGGUGCCAUUCAACAUUCGGUACGGCGCAACAAUAGGGUGUCAGUCUUUUGAUGGAAGCUGUUUCUGCGAUACCGACACUCUUCGUCAGCCCAACUUUACCUUCCUCCACAUCGAUAAUCUACCCUCUGGUCUUUUCCCGCUGGACCCUCCAUCCCCAGCUUCUUAUUCCGCAGUCAUGCAUCUGCAAAUCCAAGUUUCCAUCUGGCUGAUGGCGGCACUCGUCAUGAGUCGGCUGAUCCACGACCGGCCUAAUCGACAGAACGUAUUGCUCCACCUCUUCCGCUUCGGCUUCUUCCUCAUCACCUUGAGAGAGCUGGUGCAGCUCUGGUACUUUCCAUCUUCCUCGACGGUGACCGAGUUCAAGGGACUGCUCGUCAAAAACUGGCGUGAAAUCUCCAAAGGCUCCAUGACGUUCCACGAGGGGAUCCUGGUCACGCACCAAACUUUCAUAACUACAGCUCUGGCUACAUGGGUCCCAUUGCUGCUUCUCAUUGCCGAUAUUGUGUGCACCGCGUACUCAUGGGUGGAAAAUCUGGUUGAGCGCUGGAGCAACAAGGACGCUACAUUUUAUCAGAUUGCCGGUGACAAGAGAGAGCACGUCUGAAUGACAUGAAGACCGGGUGAUAAG
Cryptococcus amylolentus CBS 6039 is the source of this 969-nucleotide messenger RNA. RefSeq lists its product as hypothetical. Lineage: Eukaryota; Fungi; Basidiomycota; Tremellomycetes; Tremellales; Cryptococcaceae. The record is from RefSeq and is a predicted model, not a curated record. Bases 1 to 945 code for a protein of 314 amino acids. The transcript is spliced from 5 exons.